Molecule: messenger RNA, 483 nt
Organism: Diachasma alloeum
Lineage: Eukaryota; Metazoa; Arthropoda; Insecta; Hymenoptera; Braconidae
Product: ETS-related transcription factor Elf-5
Biological process (GO): regulation of transcription by RNA polymerase II; cell differentiation
Cellular component (GO): nucleus
Molecular function (GO): DNA-binding transcription factor activity, RNA polymerase II-specific; sequence-specific DNA binding
Source: RefSeq, a predicted model, not a curated record
AGAUUACUGAGUCUGAAGACAGUUUAGAUGGACUACCAAAAAGACAGGGUCCAGGUCGGCCCAAAGGAUCGAAACAGAAAAGGAAACCAAACAAUCUAGGCAAACUGUGGGAGUACAUCAGAGACCUCCUGCAAAACCCAGAAACCUGCCCGAGUCUCAUUCGUUGGGAGGAUUACUCCAAGGCCAAGUUCAAAUUCGUCAGGGGUGAUGAAGUGGCAAAACGCUGGGGUGCGAGAAAUGGAAAUACAAAAAUGACUUAUGAGAAAAUGAGUAGAGCGAUGAGGUAUCAUUACAGCAGUAAAAUCUUCCAGUCCGUCAAAAACGACAAUUUAGUCUACCAAUUCGGCCCCAAUGCCACAGGAUGGCAAACAGACAAUCCAAACUUUUGUCGAAAAUGAUCAUCGAUAAGAGUAAAUGUGGACGUCCGCAUGAAAAGGGACCACUUUGUCGAAUCUAUUUUCCGAGAUAUUCACGUUUUUCUCU